AUGGAGCGCUCUAACGUGAAAGCCCCGCCCCCUGAGAAGAAUAAAACUGCCGCCGAGGCUUUAAAAAAGAAAGACGCAGGGAAAAACGUUUUUGAAACCCUGCACAACUUGUUCCUAGAAGAAAAGGAGAGCAACAAACGGAAGCAUGAAGAUUUGUCUGAGCAUAUAGACAAAAUGAAGGCAUAUUUUGAUGAAAAAAUAAACUCCCUUAAGGAUAACACGCAUGAAAAUCUAGAGGAGUUAAAAUAUUACCUGGACCAGCUAAACAGAAACAAUAAAGAUAAGGCAACGGACAACAACACCUUCGUGGAUCAGUUGGAGAUUGUAAAAAAUGAUGUGAACAAAUUGAAGAAGGAGAAGGAGGAAAAUAUAAAUCUCAUCAAAACGAGCAUGCGGACUUACUUCGACAAGAUAAAGGGGAUGCUAAGCGUGAUGAACGCAAACAUAGAGAGCGUUAAGGAGGAGCUAGCGAAUUAUAAGGAAAACAAUCAAAUAGACAAUAAGAAAAAAAACAUCGAAAUUUUGCAGCUCAUAAACGAAGAAAACGAGGCACUCAACAAAAAGAUGGAGGAGUCGCUCAACUCGCUAAGCAGCGACAUGCGCGAAGCCAAAGAGCAGAUCAUCACCUUUAAGGAGCACAUGGAAAACCAAGUGAAGGGCAUAAAAAACGAGACAGAUACGAAUAAGAGAGAAAUGGACGAGAAGACUAACGAGCUGGCGCUCAAUCAGAAGAAGCUGCUGAACGAUUUUUAUCCUUCCGAAAUGAGCUAGCGAAGAGGGUAGCACACACAGGGGUGUACGCACAUGGCAUGUGUACAUGAGGAGAGGCAAACUGCCUGAAUACGCACGGCGAAUCACAGCACGUUGAUUUUCCUCGCGUGCUCGUAGAACAUCUGCUCUAGCUUGUCCACCGAAAAGGAGUAGUUCACAAUGUCAAAGGCAUUUUUCCUCAAUUUUAAAACGCGCAACUUAUUCGAUAAAUGCUUCUUCUUAUUUGUAAGUAAUUUAAAUUUUUUUAUAUAAUAAUAAAGUAUUGUCAAAUCUGCUGCGUUGUACACCUUCUGGUAUUUUUUUACAAAUUCACUUUUUUUCAGCGGCACAUUUUUGUUCAUAAAAUGGUAAUAAAUAUGUGUGGCAUUUUUUGUAUUCUGAUUAUAUUUCUUAUUUACAUCUUCCAGCAAUUUUAAAAUAUUUUUUAUUUCCAAAUCUACUGUGGCUACUUCCUCCUUUAUGCUCUUUUCACAAUCAUGGUCUUUGCUUUCUUCUUCCACGUAUGAGUCUUCCUCCUGCACAAUGUUUUUUUCUUCAAUUUGAAAUUUUAAAUUAUUUUCAAUUCCGUAGUUCACAACAUCAUAUGCAUAUUUUAAAAAAUUAUAUUUCUUAUGAUAAACCUUUUCUUCCCUCAGUCUUGUUUUUCUCCAGCAAUUUUUUUCAUACGUUUGGCACAGAAAGGUGGUUUUGUGGAUGUUCAGCCUUUUCCCCGUUCUGUAUAGCUCUUUGAAGGUCUGCAGGACGUUCCUGUUAACUUUUCUUAUUAGCGUCAUGGUUGGCUCAGUGCUGGGGGGGACCGAUCAGGUGAACACACAUAUGUGGAGUGGUCACCACGAGGGGGUAAAACUGCCUAAUUUGGCGAAGCGAGUAUGUGUAGAGGGCAUUCCAGAUAAGCUUUCCAAAAAUGGUUCGCAAAAUUGGGGGAAAAAAAAAAAAAAAACAUUUAAAUGUUUGCUAAAAUUUUAACAUUCCGGCAGGUGCCUGCCGAGCGGGGGCCAAUUUGAAAAGCGCGAAAAAAGGUACCCCCAAUUUUUGCUAAGAUUGAAAGCGAUUAUGCGCAGGGUUUUCUUUCCAUUUAUAGUGGAACUUUGCGGGUGGGACUUUGUCCCGAUGUUUGGGGGUCCACGAACAAGGGGUAUCCGCCUCUUUUUUGUAUUUACUUUUGCUAUUUCUUUUACGUUUCUUUUUUCCGU
This is a messenger RNA of Plasmodium vivax (malaria parasite P. vivax), 1964 nucleotides long. RefSeq lists its product as hypothetical. Bases 1 to 771 code for a protein of 256 amino acids. Lineage: Eukaryota; Apicomplexa; Aconoidasida; Haemosporida; Plasmodiidae. The transcript is spliced from 4 exons. The record is from RefSeq and is a predicted model, not a curated record.